AUGGUCAGCAGCUUCAGUCAAACAGGGCGACUUACCUCGGCAGCCCUCUGGUUCUCUCUCCUUAUUUUGCAGUCCCAAUCCAACUACUUGCUUCUUCCCUCCUCUGCAGCUCCCAUUCACAGUGUGGUCUCUCUCUUCAGGUUUUGGUCUUUCUUUUUCUAUACCCAGACAAGUAGUUGGAUUAUUGGGCAUGUCUGCUCGAGGUUUAAUGUGCUCCUCUCUGGCAUGUUGGCCCAGAAGAAGAAUGAUUCAUCCCAAAAGCUCUCACAUUCAGAAACCACCAUUGAUGCUGCUUACUUAGAAAACGAUGUAUUGGGGAUGACCUCAACUCCGACUGUUCCAAGACCCAUGCCGGAUAAAAUUUCUCCGGCUUCUCUCAUCAAGCACGAUACAGAGAUGGCCGAGAAGCUGGAAGUGGUAACUGAUAGACCUGAGUCGAUUUUGGGUUUGAGGGAGAGUACUGUAUGGGGAAAUUGUUCACAUCUCAAAGAUCGUGUGGCCUCAUUCAUGAAAGCCCCCAUCGCUGCAAAACUUGUGGUGGUGGGAGGAGCUCUUGUUUCCUUGAUUGCAGUGCUUUUACGGCGUAUAAUAAUAAGGCCUCAAUUUCGUGUCUACUUGGGAAUAAGGAGACCCAACAUUAACAACUCCCCACUGGAAGGAGAUAUCAACUCUAUUGAAGAAGCUAUCAACAUUGAUAGGGUCAUUCAAGAGGAUGAUUCUGCUGUUAAUUCAGUCUCUCGUACCACCAAUCUUAGCCCAUGGGAAAGAGUGGAACGUAUUGGGGCUGGUGGAUAUGGGAUUGUUUAUGUUGCACGCCAUAGGGAAACCGGAGCCUUUUGUGCAGUAAAGGAACUGAAUGACAUUCACAAACUUCCGAAGGUAGAAUCUUUUAAAAGGAUUGGACGCCACAUAUUUCUAUACAUGGAAUACAUCCAACCAGGUUCACUGAAGAAAUAUAUCUCAGAACGAGGGGGUUUACUUGAGCCUUUAAUUCAAAAUUUCACUGCACAAAUUCUCUCUGGGUUGGAUUACCUGUGUAAUGAAAGAGUUGUUCACAGGGACAUAAAGCCAGACAAUCUACUUGUCGAUUCUAACAACAUAGUAAAGCUGGUUGACUUUGGUGUGGCGAAGCAUGAUUGA
Molecule: messenger RNA, 1140 nt
Organism: Neltuma alba
Lineage: Eukaryota; Viridiplantae; Streptophyta; Magnoliopsida; Fabales; Fabaceae
Product: LEAF RUST 10 DISEASE-RESISTANCE LOCUS RECEPTOR-LIKE PROTEIN KINASE-like 1.2
Exons: 9
Coding region: 1-1140 (379 amino acids)
Biological process (GO): protein phosphorylation; MAPK cascade
Cellular component (GO): cytoplasm
Molecular function (GO): ATP binding; MAP kinase kinase kinase activity
Source: RefSeq, a predicted model, not a curated record